Molecule: messenger RNA, 2781 nt
Organism: Saprolegnia parasitica CBS 223.65
Lineage: Eukaryota; Oomycota; Saprolegniomycetes; Saprolegniales; Saprolegniaceae
Exons: 14
Coding region: 1-2781 (926 amino acids)
Cellular component (GO): eukaryotic translation initiation factor 4F complex
Molecular function (GO): mRNA binding; protein binding; translation initiation factor activity
Source: RefSeq, a predicted model, not a curated record
AUGUCGGUCGAGAAGCCACGCAGCAGCCUCGCGUCGUUCGACAAGCCGAAGUCGGUGGACAAGCCCCGUUGCCAGUUUGGGACCGAGAAGGAAAAACGCACCAACGAGUACUACGCCAAGCUGCAAAAGGAGACGGCGCCCAAGACGUCGGCGCCGGUCUUCAAGUCGUCGCUCAUGCAGAGCAUGAAGUCGAGUCUCUCGUCGUCGCUUGCACUCAGCAUCGCGCGCGAGCCCACCAAGCCGCUCGAGAAGAUCCGCUACUCGUACCUGGAACUGCUGAGCUACAAGCGCGAAUACCCCAAGCCGGCCGACUUGACAGCCGACAUGACGAUCAUCACGACGCCCGCGUCACCGCGCGCCCUCGCGCGGUCGGCGAAAGAAAAGGCGGUCGUCGUCGACGACUCGGUCGCGGCCACGGUCAAAACGCUCCUCAACAAGCUCACGCGCGAGCUCUUUGAGAAGCUCACGCUGUCGUUUUGCGAAAUUCCGCUCACGUCGUUUGGGGUGCUGCGCACGAUCAUUCGCAUGAUCAUGGAGAAGGCGCUCGACGAGCCCAACUUUGCGCAAGUGUACGCCGACCUCUGCGCGCGGCUCCACGCCCACACGCUCGCGAACGGCGCGUACAAGUUUCUGCACCCCGUGCAGCACGCCACCGACAAGAGCUGGCUCUGGACGGCCAUUUCCAGCCCGUCCUUCCCACCGUUCUAUGGCCCAUACGAGAGUGUCGACGCGUGCGUGGCCGCGCCUCCGUCCAGCGACCCGCCUGUCGCGGUCGACGAGCUCAACAUGCCAUCGUUCUACUGCAGCGACACGCAUCUCUUUGCGAUCUGCACCAAGCGCGCCGGCGCCGGCUACUUUGUCUCGGCCAAAGCCCGCGACUCGCUGACCGAAGAUGAGCUCUUGCUCGGCCGCUUCCCUUCGGCGGACGCGGCGAUGAAGGCAGCGGUCAAGUGCACGACGUUCAAGCGCCUUCUCGUGACGCGCUGCCAAGACGAGUUUGACAAAUGGAACGUGGCGGACAAGACGGUAGCGCCGACGACCGACGAAGAAAAGCACCGUGCAGCGCUGGUGGCGAAGCGCGCCAAGGCCCGCAUGCUUGGCAACAUGCGCUUCAUUGGUGAGCUCUUCAAGGUCGAGCUCCUCGCGGAAAAUGUGGUCCAAACGUGCUUGCUCAAGCUCUUGGGUCUUCGCCUCGUGCACACCGAGACGCAUGGCAUCGCUCUUCAGACGCUUCGGAUGCCGGACGAGGAAGAGCUCGAAGCGCUCUGCAAGAUGCUUGCGACGGUCGGCAAGAAGUUUGAUCAUGACGGCGUCAAGACGGUCAUGAACGGUAUCAUUGUCCGUCUCGUCGAACUGUCCGAGACGCCGUCGCUGCCGUCACGGACGCGCUUUCUCCUCAAGGACCUUCUCGAGACGCGCGACUACCAAUGGGUGCCCCGGCGCAAGGAACUGCAACAAAAGACGCUGGACGAAGUCCGCAAGGAGGCCGAGAAGCUCCAGCGACUCGGGAAGAACGCGCAGCACGACGAUUUGGUCGGGAAGCGCAAGAAGACUGCCAAUUCGAGCGAAAAGCUCGCCAAGCAAAACAGUACGCUCUUGCUGCGGGCACCGGCGCCGCUGUCGCCGGCCGCGGCCUCGAGUCGCAUCAAGGGCAUUGUCAAGGAGUACAUUGCGUCGCAUGACCUCGACGAGACGCGCGCGUGUCUCCGCGAGCUGCCCCGCGACGUGCACGUGUCGUUCAUUGACACGUCAUUGACGUAUGCGCUCGAGGGCAAGGACCACGAGCGGUCGGCGGCCGUCGAUAUGCUGGCGUCGCUCUACGAGACGUUGGAUCUUGGCGCGACCGAGAUGCAGAGCGCGCUCCUCAACACGCUCGAAUUUCUCGACGACCUCCGCAUUGAUAUCCCCAUGGUGCACGAGUCGCUGGCGGCCGUGCUUGGUCGUCUCAUUCUGGCAGGCUGCUUCGGUCUCUCGUGGCUGCAGUCGGUCGUCGGCCACUUGGUGGAGAGCGGUCUGGCCGGCCUCUUACUCGCUGAAGUCCUCUCGGUGAUCGAAGAGGAGACGUCGCUCGAGUCGGUCGUCGCCAUGAUUGCGCGGGAAGAGCUCUCGGUCGCGGCCUUCUUGCCGGAUGGCGCGUCGGUCGAUGCGUUCCUCAAGGAGCAGGAGAUCGACAUGUACUUUUACGACGAGGACGACGAGGGCGACGAGGACGACGACGAAGACGACGAGCUCUGGGCGCGACUGACGCCGACGGUCGACGAGUACCUUGUCGUUGGCGACAUUGCCGAAGUCGAAACGUGCCUCCAAGAGCUCGCUGCGCACGAGAAGCUCCACGUGACGCUCGUCAAGCUCGUGCUCAACAUGCUCUGCGAGUGCAAGGGCAGCCAACGCUCGCAGCUCGUGACUCUCCUCCGCGAUCUCCACGCCCGAGGGACGCUCCCGACGGUAGAAUUCCAAGCCGCCCUCGAGUGGUGGCUGGUCUCUGUCUUUGAAGACGUCGAGAUUGACGUGCCGCAAGCCGCCAGCUACGUGGCACCCGUGCCUGCCUUUCUGAUUGCAUCGGGUGCCGUUCCCUUGGCAUGGCUCGUGACCACGCUUCGCCCGUUGGUCGAGUGCGGCCUGGCGGCCAAGCUUGUCCAAGCGACGUGCAUCGAGAUCGAGACGAGUCUGGGCCAUGAUGCGACCGUUGCCCUCGUCCAGACCAGCGCGGUUGACCUCAAGGACGUAGCGACGCUCCCAUCCCAUGUCGACAAGGUCGCGCCGUGGUUCGUCGUGGCAUAA